GCGGAGCGGCGGCGAUGGCCGCCCUGCGCUCUCUGCUGCGGUGGCGCCGCCGCUUGGAUCCCGCAACCGGAGCGCAGCCGGCGCGGCGGCUGUGGGCCGGCGGCGGGGCCGGGCCGGCGGGGCUGAGGCGGUGGCGACGAGAGCUGGGCUGGGCAAUGGGGGCCGCCCUCGCCGGGUACCUGGGGUACCGGCUGUCCGAGCGGCGGUGGGAGCCCUCCCUGGAGCCGGCAGCCGCCGGGCCGGGCGGGGCCCGGGCGCUGCUCCCCAUCCCUGUGGCGGCGGCUGCCAAGGAGACGGUUACAGAAAACAGAUCAGACCUUGAAGAUUUACACCUUUAUGCAACUCCUCGGGAGCAGCGGUUUCGUAGAUUCGCCAGUUUAGAAUUCGAAGGGCAGCUGUAUAUGACUCCAUAUGACUUCAUUCAGGCUGUCACAAGUGAUGAACCCAAACAUGCUAAAAAAUGGCGAUCCCUUUCAAAGCAGGAACUGAAUCAGAUCCUUAUGGAGACACCACCAGUUUGGAAAGGAUCAUCUAAACUUUUUCGUAAUCUUAAUGAGAAAGGUGUGAUUUCAUACACUGAAUAUUUAUUCCUCUUAUGUAUUUUAACAAAGCCACAUGCAGGUUUUAGAAUCGCUUUCAACAUGUUUGAUACUGAUGGCAAUGAGAUGGUGGACAAAAAGGAAUUCUUAGUGCUACAAGAGAUUUUCAGGAAGAAAAAUGAGAAGAGAGAAAGAAAAGGAGAUGAAGAAAAACGUGCAAUGUUGCGUCUUCAACUUUAUGGAUAUCACACUCCUACUAACAGUGUUGUUAAAACAGAAGGAGAGGACCUUGUCCCCAGAAGCUAUUGGGAUACUUUGAGACGUAGCACAAGCCAAGCACUCUUUUCAGACCUUGCAGAGCGUGCUGAUGAUAUUGCAAGUUCACUGUCAGAUACAACACUGCUUGUACACUUUUUUGGCAAGAAAGGAAAAGCUGAGCUGAACUUCGAAGACUUUUAUAGAUUUAUGGAUAACCUACAAACUGAGGUUCUGGAGAUAGAAUUCCUUUCCUACUCUAAUGGGAUGAACACCAUCAGCGAGGAAGACUUUGCCCAUAUUCUUUUGAGGUACACAAAUGUGGAAAAUACGUCAAGUUACCUGGAAAACAUGCGCUGUAGGAUUCCUGAAGAGAAGGGUAUCACAUUUGAUGAGUUUAGAUCAUUUUUCCAGUUUUUGAACAACCUUGAGGACUUUGCAAUUGCAAUGCAAAUGUAUAACUUUGCAAGUCGUUCCAUAGGUCAAGAUGAAUUCAAACGUGCUGUGUACGUAGCCACAGGUGUGAAGCUUUCACCACAUUUGGUGAACACAGUGUUCAAGAUUUUUGACGUUGACAGAGAUGACCAGCUGAGUUAUAAAGAAUUCAUUGGCAUUAUGAAGGACAGACUCAACCGAGGGUUUAGGGAGACUCCAAGGUAUGGUUGGCAGGAAUAUUACUCUUGUGUGAUGACUGUGACCAGUGAACAUCUGAGAGAUCUAUGGAAGCAAUUUCGGAGAAGAGAUAUGCUGAGAUAAAGGAAGAAAGAAGGAAUACCUGCACUGGUCAGAACUAUUUAUUCCUAUGAAUUCUUAAUGGAGAACAGAGUAACCCAAAUGAAUUGUGAAUCUUCCAGCUGCCAGUACAAAACACAGGACUUGUUUUCCAUUUAAUGUAGUGGUCAUAAAGUCUUAGAACUGCUUUUCAGGAUGUAUUUUAUUUAAAUGACAAACUAUCACCUGGUUGGCAGAGGUCUUUUUCUUACAAACACAUUCUGUGUAACAGUUUUUAUUAUUCUGAGAUAUGUUUGUCAUUUAAAAGAGAACCAAGUAAGUUUUACACCUGGGUAGGCAAACAUUUUGACAAUGAAGAGAAUCAGCUUAGACUGUGAAUUCACUUUCAGGAGAGCAUUAUGAAAAGUUUGUGCUAAACUGGGAAUGAGAACCCACUAAGUUACAUAACAAUUAUCUACGAGUUGAAUGUAAAAACCGAAUUCUUACAAGCUAACAAAGCUGUUAUGGCCAUAAUGUGAAUGAUAGGUAUUUACCUAGGAAGGGUACUGUAUGGAUUAUAAUGUUCAGAUUUUCCAAGUCUUACUAUUAUGUUUAUUUAUUUAUUCUUUUAAAAGCAUAGUACAGAUUUUAAGAUGUCUUACAAGCCCUAUGUUGAAGAGAAGUUAAAAUGUUCAAAUUCAUCUUAAGACACACUUUGUAAUAUUUAUUUUACGUUUUAUUGGCAUAGAUUUGAAUUUCUCUGGUAUAUUUCUGGUAGAUUUAAAACUUCAUGUGUUUCUUGUGAAUAGUGGACUUUUAUAUGAAAUAAGAUAUGACACUAAAUAGAAAUUAUAGUUGUCUAAUUUGCUACUCUGGAAUGCAGUAUCUGAAAGUAGAUGAAAAAGCUUCUUGUGUUUGUGUCAAACCAAAAAGCAAAGCAAACCAAGAAUGCAUGCAGCAGCACAGAGCAACACUCACUAAGUCAUAUUAGUUGAAUAUUACACAUCAAAUAUUAGACAUAAAUUAGGCCCUAUAAAGUUUGUGGAGAUUUCAGGCAGUCAGUAGCCACUGUGAGCUUUCAUGCCCUGCAGGUUUAGAUGUUACUGAAACAGUGGCAAGGACACUGCUGCAUUUGGUUUGCAUAUCUAUCCUCUGAAGGAUAUCUUCUGCCUUUUCUUUUCUUUACUCCCUUUUGUAGGUGAUUCUCAGGUAGUGUAGAUUAAACCCAAACAGACAUGAACAUGUAUUCCUUACAUUUUUCUUGUGAAGAGUCCCUGGAUAGUAACUAAGUCUGUAUGUAUUUAGGAACAAUCUGUGCCUUGAAAUAUAUCUAGCUGAAUACAAACACACACACUAAAACUAAUGCACAUAAAUUUAUUUUGGGAGGCAAAUAUUUGGUGGCAUUUGACCAUUAAAGGGGAGCCAAAGUAAUGGUUUAAAAUCUUCUAUUACUCCAAAUACUUGUAAGCAACCUUUUCAAAAUCGUAUUUAGUGCACAGCAAACAGUAUCUUAUACCACAUGUGUAUGUACACCUACGUUUAGAGAUGUUUAAUUUAUAAUAAGGUUCAUCUCUGCUAAAAAAAUGAAAACAAAAUUAAGAGGAAAUUGUUUUUAGGAAUUUUCACUUUGAGAAGCUUAGAAAAAAAUCUGCUGGGUGUGGCUUUUAUUUGAAAAAGCCAGUUCAGAGAGCUUUUGAAGGAUGCUACUUCAGUUAAUAUAUCCACAUUGUUGUCCUUAAAGGACAGACAACAAGAAAAAAAUCAAAUAAACUGAGAUAAAGGUGCAACAGAACAUGGAUAAGCUGUAGUCCCUAUGUGAUUAUUUAGGGAAUGAACUGUAUUCACUCUAUCGUCUUCGUACACAGAACUUUCUCACUGCUUCUUGUCAGCAUAUGCAAACCCCCCUCUCAUUUCAGUACUUCAGUGAUGAAGCACAAAAAAAAAGGGAAGAAAGGAUAGGGAGUUACUGAAGGGAUUUCUCUCCUUCAUCUUCAUUCACCACUGCCCACUUACAGUGAUCCUCACCAUGAAGGAAGCAGCAGCAUCACUAGUGAUGAUUUUGCUCCUCCACUGCCCUAGGCAAUAGUGCACUUUGCUUUUAUGGCUGGCUUGAGACAAUUUUAUUGUUUUUCUAUGUACUUCCUAACUGUAGUCACUUAAUAUAAAAUAGAAUGUGAAAGUGUCAGAUUAGUUUCUAAGAGUAUUUUCCCUUAUGUUUAAUAAUAAGUUAUUUAAUAUAAAUAUGAAUAUAUGCAUAUACUUGUUUCUUUCAAAAUAAAUGCACUAAAACCUAA
Pogoniulus pusillus (Red-fronted tinkerbird) is the source of this 3799-nucleotide messenger RNA. It is a transcript of the gene MICU3, whose product is annotated as mitochondrial calcium uptake family member 3. Gene Ontology annotation, biological process: calcium import into the mitochondrion; mitochondrial calcium ion homeostasis. Gene Ontology annotation, molecular function: calcium ion binding. The transcript is spliced from 14 exons. The coding region runs from base 15 to 1550 and encodes 511 amino acids. NCBI's taxonomy places the organism in Eukaryota, Metazoa, Chordata, Aves, Piciformes, Lybiidae. Gene Ontology annotation, cellular component: uniplex complex. The record is from RefSeq and is a predicted model, not a curated record.